Molecule: messenger RNA, 1521 nt
Organism: Nicotiana tabacum (common tobacco)
Lineage: Eukaryota; Viridiplantae; Streptophyta; Magnoliopsida; Solanales; Solanaceae
Biological process (GO): vesicle-mediated transport
Cellular component (GO): Golgi apparatus; membrane
Molecular function (GO): small GTPase binding
Source: RefSeq, a predicted model, not a curated record
AUUUUCCAACCCAUUACCCACGUCCAUGGCGCGAUACGUAAAAGUUCGUUGACACGCGUUGGCUCCAAUCGAAGUUAACCCGUGCCGGUUAUAUCCUCCAUUUUUCAUAAGAAAGCUUCCAGAUUAAACAAUUCAUUAGGGCUCGUCUCGGAAAAACGAUUCGAUUCUCAGAGAACUCAUUAAUUAAAUCCGCUAUCAAUUUUGGUAUCAAUGAGUUUCUGAGAGCUUAGCAUUUCAAAUUAUCUACUGCAAGAUCUCCCUCGCAUUUCACAUUUACCUACAAUGGACGAGUCUUACUCCAAUCUUCCUACCAGCCAUUUGAUCGGCUCUGUCCCGGCCGUUGUCAUUGAAGAAAAGAGCACCACUAACCCUCAAGCUCCUGCAGCAAAUUUGCAAAUAUUUCCUCCAAAUAAUGGUGCCAGUACAGGGAACGGUUAUCAAACUCUCGGAGGAACUAGUGAGGCGAAUGGGCAGCAAUCAGCAAACACCUGGAAAGGAGUAUUUAGUGUCUCAUCUUAUACACAGUAUUUCAAUGUAGAUGAAGAUAUUGUCAUGAACAGAUUGAUGAGUUCUUUGAAUCCUCUUAGUGGAGAUUUCUUCAGCAAGAUUGAUGCCUACCCUGAUCUUUAUGGGCUUGUCUGGGUGUCUGCUACUUUGAUAUUUGUCAUUUCUUCCCUGGGAAAUUGUGCUACUUACCUGAUGCAUAAAAGAAGUGAUAGCAGCAGUUCUUGGUCAUUUGAUGUCAACUAUGUGAACGUCGCGGCAGGCUCAGUUUAUGGUUAUGCACUGCUUGUGCCACUGGGGUUCUAUUUCUUGCUUCAGUACUUGGGUUCUAGUGCUAGCCUCAUACGCUUCUGGUGCUUGUGGGGAUAUUCCCUCUUUGUUUUGACUUUGAGCUCCUUUCUGUUGGUAAUCCCGAUCGAGUUUCUUAGGUGGACAAUCACAAUACUGGCUGGUGCUGCUUCAGCUAGCUUCGUUGCUGCAAAUCUCAAAAUGUAUAUACAGUCAAAUGAUCUCACGAUUGUAUUGGUUGCUGCUUUUGUCCUGCAAAUGGGCCUGACAAUCUUCAUCAAGAUGUGGUUUUUCUCUUAAGACUUGGUUUUGUAGGUAAAUUGUAGCUCAAGUUGCUCUUCUCAAGGCGGCAAGUAGUUUUGAGUUUUAUUUUUCUUGCACAAUUUCCCCACUUUUCUGGUUCGGGAUACAAUUACAGUGGUUUGUAUAGCUGUGAAGCAAAAGAGUAUUGGGAAGUCUAACAGAAAAAUUGCAGAGAAGUGUCUAAAUACUGUCAACAAAGUCCAUUGUUGUUCGUGUUGCUUGUUGAUUGGUGCUUGAAGAACGUAUGCUUCUGGUCUGUAAGUUUAGUUGACUUGUGAGCACAAGAUGUAAAAACAAUUUCUGUUUCAUCAUGAUCUUUUUUGGAGUUCUAUAUUUGCAGAUCCUUGUACAUAUAAAUCACUUAUGUUAUUCAUUUCCAUCCUAAUGGCAGUGGUUGAGCAGAAAGCAAAGGAUAAUUGUACACUA